Durusdinium trenchii is the source of this 2166-nucleotide messenger RNA. The record is from the annotation of a GenBank genome assembly. NCBI's taxonomy places the organism in Eukaryota, Dinophyceae, Suessiales, Symbiodiniaceae.
UUCAACAGCCGUCUGGGAAAAACCAAUGGCGGCCCUCUCGGCAAUGGUGCGCUGCCUUUGGCUUGGCAUUUUGCUCAGGGGAGCAGAUGCAUACACUGCGCGUAAGCCAAGCAUCGCAGGGAAGAGCGUUUAUUUCCUGGUCACCGACCGCUUUGCCCGUAGUGGAGCCAACAAGGAGAAUUACACGUAUUGCGAUUUGGCGACCAGUGCCGACCCGCUUCAGCCGGGUGGAGGAGCUUGGUGCAAUGGCACCUUGCAAGGAGUCAUUGAUCAGCUGGACUAUAUCCAGGGCAUGGCCUUCGAUUGUGUUUGGAUCACGCCCGUGGUGAAGGCCUUAGAUUACACAGGCUAUUUUGGAGAGGACUUUUUUGAUGUGGAUCCUCACAUUGGGAGCAAGGAGACCUUGAAGGAACUCUCCAGGCAGCUCCACGCGCGAGACAUGUGCUUGAUCAUUGACAUUGUGGCGAACCAUGUGCGGCAGAUGACCGUCCAGCCAGACUAUUCUCCUGGAGCCAUUAAGACCUAUAUCGGCCCCAAAGGGAUUAACCCUUUUGACAAAGAUGAGUACUUCCACACCUAUGGCAAGGCCGCGGGCACGUCCUUCGAAGCAUAUGUCAUGGCGGGCGUGGCGCAGGCCUCUCAAAGUCAGGGCAGCGAUGCCGUCCUCACGGAGCGAGUACAUGAGGGCAUCACCGAUUGUGGACCUGAAAACAUGAACCUCACCGAGUGCAACUGCUUUCCGGGCAACUUCGCCCCCGACUGUCCGGGGGCCAAUGAAGAGUUGCAGGUGCAAGGUUGGUUUGGGCAACUGGCGGAUUUGAAUCAGGAUCACCCUUUCGUUCGCCAGAAGCUCUUGGACUAUGUGAAGUACCUGGUAGAGGAAUAUGACGCAGAUGCUUUUCGCCUGGACACCGCCAUCUACAUGAAGAAGGACUUCCUGAAGGAUUUACAGGAGGCGGCAGGCGUGGAUAUUCUAGGAGAGACCACCGUGAAUAACAUCAGUUACCACGCGAGUUUCCAGAAAGCUGGAUUGUCGGGGCUCUUGAACUUUCCAGCCUUCUACCAGGUGCACGGAAGCUUUUGCCAAUACCAUUUGGGAGGUGACCUGGGCAACUAUCACUUGCAGGGAGCCUUCACACCGGCGCUGCCGGACUUGCGGAAGUUGGCCUCCGUGAUGCAAUUUCAAAACCCCGAGGUCUACCCGAACUUAGACUUGUUGGGGAACUUUGCAGACAAUCACGAUGAGUUCGCUCGGAUUGGCUACUACUGUGAUGCCGACUCCUAUCGCAUCAAGAACGCCCUAGCGCUCAUGAUGUUUGCCCGGGGCAUUCCUAUUGUCUACUAUGGCACCGAGCAGGGCUUGGACGGGCAUCAGGCCAAUGUGCUGGAGAAGGACGCCAUGCGAAAGCAAGGAGUGGAAGACAAGGGUCAAGCCUUUGUGAGGGAAUCUCUGUGGCAGACCCGGUACAACACCUCCACCUGGCAAUAUCAGUACAUCAAGAUGCUCAAUGAGAAGCGAAAGGAGUUGGGUUUGGCCAAGGGCGACAUCGAUGCCGAACUUGUGUCCGCUUCGAACAAUCACCUCAUUUUCAUUCGCAAUCACCCACAAGGUGAAAUUUGGGUGUUCAUCAACAACAACCAGAACUGGACUGGCCAAUCUCCAUUCCUCUAUUGCCCAGCGCCCAGCGAACACGAGGCCUGGUAUGAUGUCUUUUCCGAAGAGCGUGCCUACUUGCGCAAAGGCUGCUUCAUGGCCGACAACGCCGAGCCCAAAGUGCUGGUCCGCCGCGUGCGGAUGCCGGCGGUCUAUGCCGUGGAGCGCAUCAGCGAGCAGGUUUGGAUCCUGUCCUGGCCUAAGGAGUCCGGACCUUCUUAACCUCCGUCCUCCGUGGGUCUUCAUUUUUCUACUCGUUGCGUCCAACGUCCUCCUCUUGGCCUACGCGUGUCGACAUCGUCUCAACUUCAGCCGCUUCAAAGUCCUAGCGGAGGAUGACGACACAUCAGACAGUGACAAGUGCUAGCAGGACACGGAGCGGUCAACUCAACCAAAAUGCCUGGGUCCGCCAGAGGCAUGGUAUACUAUGACGCAGGUCAGUGUCGGAGAUUUCCGUACUGGAAAGCUCGACUUACAUGAUUCGAGAACGGAACAUGGGAAGCACAUGGAAG